CUAACAAUGAGGUUGAGGUUCUAAAGUAUUUUUAAAAGGCAUUUGGAUUGCGUAGGCUUCUUAAAAUCUGCUUAAGAUGGCCUGUAUACUGCAUUAAACCUCUUAGUUAGUUAGGCGCCGAGACAACGCAAUUAGGUUAUAUUUUAUUGAAUUCUUAACCAUCAUAGAUAUUAGAUAAUGCUGAUGUGUAUCGUGUAGAGAAAUAAUAAAAUGUGUCCUUGUUCAGCAUGUAAGUCGGAGUUAAGUUUGCAGUCGGGCUGUACAUGUAGUCUGAUAAAUUAAGGAUCGGUUACAAGAGUUUUGAAAUGGUCGGCCACCAAUAUAGCUAGCAAAUGGAGGUAACAUGAACAGAACAAAACGGAAUAAAACACUGAGAUCGAAGUAGAACAUGCAGAACAGAACAGAAGAAAAGAAAAGGAAAUUGGAAACGGGGAAAAAAGAAAAUAGGAAGAGAAACAAAGGAGAAUUGAAAGACAUGAGCAGAGAAGCCAAAAGAAAAGAAGAAAAAAAGAAAGAAAGAAAGAAAAGAAAAGAAACUCAAAGAGAAGAGAAGAUAUACGACCAGAAAAACUAAUAAAAAUCAAAAGGACGACGUAAAACUACAUGAAUCGAAUUGAAAAAAAAGAAAGGAAACGCUAUCUUUUACUUUAACAUCUGCCAAUCUAUUUGUCCUUUACAAGCCAAACAAAGGAAAUGGAUAAAAGCCGGCGGCCUUAUUCAAAAGAAAUAUGAAAUCUCAUGAAUACAAGAGAUAGAGAGUUUCUAGAGAGUUCCAUCAACAUUACUUGAUAUAUAUUGUUGGACUUUUAGCAGAAGGCACAUCACAAAUUUUAAUUAACUUUUUAUUUUAAGUUGAGUUCAAAAUCCAAGAGAGAAAGGCCUGCUUUGAUAUAGCCAUAUUCAAAUGACCAAAUUAAUCAUUACUCGUGGCGGAGACUUUUCUUAAUCUAGUUCUUAUGAUUUCUUUUCGCGACAUUAAAAAUCCGAUUAUAAAUUUGAUAAUCCCAUUAGCUUUAUAUUAUAUUAAUACUACUCCUUAUAAACUCUGAGUACCAAAGGAAACUGUACUGACUAGAAAAUAAAACAAAAUGCAAAGAUUUUUUUUCUUUCUCUCUUUUUGUUUUUGAUUUUUUUAAAAAAAUUAGCCAAAUAUAAUCCUAUAGCCAGGACUUGUUAAGAAUCACAUUCAGAAUUUUUUUGUACUCAUUGGUUUUAUUGGUUUCAUGGGCCAAUUAAAUAAAAGUUGUACUAUUCAUUUAGCUAUUUAUAUUAUUCAUUUCCGCUGAGUGGAAAAAGCUAGAGGGUUAUUAGGAAACACAGCAAUAUAGUUUGGAGAAGUAGGUUUGGGUGAUGGAAGCCGAGCGAUCAACACUCCUAUCGCCGAUGAAGGUUUCUUUUCUUCAACGUCUCUUGGCUGUUUGGCUGUUUUUUACGCUGCUGAAAGUUAACUGCUUCUGUCAUGGCGCCGAGCACGGUAGGGUUGUGGUGCACUAUAAUCAAAGUUUUAACCACUACACUACAGCAGACAGUAAUGCUGCGAAGUCCCUUAGCAAUAAGCAGACGACUUCCAAGGGUUUCAACAGACAGCAUCAAAGAAAUUCUGUGCAGUUUGAGACUCCAAGCGACACAAGUAUACAUGUAUCGACAAGGAUCGCUGCACGUCGCGUAUUGAGUGCUGAGGAGACUUCAAGCCACCCAGAUGUGAAGGUGUUGGGUAUGGCCCUGGUUACGCACCAUCAUAAUCUACCGACUGCCCAAAAAGUACCGACGAUCAAAACAAUCUAUCGUGGAUCAAGUGCUGAAGAGACUGCAAGCCAUCCAGAUGUGAGGGUAUCUGGUAUGGCCCUGGUUAGGCACCAUCAUAAUCUACCGACUGCCCAAAAAGUACCGACGAUCAAAACAAUCUAUCGUGGAUCAAGAGCUGAAGAGACUGCAAGCCACCCAGAUGUGAGGGCGUCCUAUAGUACCUUAGCUCUGACUAGGGAUCAGAAUCCACAUACUGUCGAAAUUCACUCAAAACCUAAAGGAAGUGAACAAAUACACAGGACAAAGAAAAUCAAAACGGUGCAAGAAAACAAGCUAAUAUAUUUAGAAAACAACUUGAAAAGAAGCUUCAAAAAACGACAAAAAAGAGAAAGUACAAGUCAAUUAACCUGCAAGUUUCCCAGCUUUCUGGAAACCUCGCCACUCUGUUUGGUAUCUAAACUAAUCCCUGGAAAAGUGUGCAAAUGGUUUCACACCCGGCAAGAUAAGACUCCGCUUUUUCCUUUCCCAAACAUUGUCCCACCCUACCACAAUUGGGAGUUACAGGGUAGUGCGGCUCAAAUGCGCAAUAUGAACAAUAGAUAUCUUUUUGGCUGCAUCCAGAAAUACAGCAACAACCAUUAUCUAGUCAAAAUUACUGGCAAGUUUAAAGAAAUUGGAGAACGAUACCAUCACUACACUCGUUUCCUUUGCGUGAAAUUCGUUCCAAGAGGUCUCAAUGUCGUCCAGUACAUGGUAUCCAAAAGCAGCAACGUAUCUGAGGACUUGCACUGUGAUACACAGAAACUGAAAUAUGUUGAACAGGUUCUGAUUGCUGAUAAAUUUCGGGAGCUACCUGAUUGUCCACGUGAUCUCCGUGGGGCAUUUAGAAUUACGCGGGUUCACGAUGCUGUUCACAACGUCACAUGUCACUUGAGUCCCCUCAAAGCAAGUCUUUUGGAAUCAGAUUGUGUGAAUAAAGAAGGCAUAUAUUUGGACUUCAGUGCGUUUCGUGGUUGUGAUGGAUUUAAUAACGAUACUAGUGGAGUAAUGUAUGCUAGGGAUAUCGUAUAUCUGCGGUGUUAUAGCGCAUCAUGGAAGAAAGGUGGUUGGAAUUAUGUUGUGGUUAAGCGCGACAAAACGAAAAAGAAAAUUGGCUACAGAAACACCGAGAUGUUCCAUUGCCUACGAUUUAAGAAGGACCAAAUAACAAACAAUAUUAAGCUUUUUAUAUACUUUGAUUCUUUAUGCGGAUUCAGUGACAGCCAUAUCAAGAAUUCCACUCCUUAUUUUGUGUUUGAUAUAGUGCCUCUUACAUCUUCCUUGCUAUCAAACGCCAAAAAAACUGAGCUAGAACAACUGAGAUGCGACUUGCCUAAAGCUAUUUUGGGAGAGUGGAUUGAAAAAUCAGCUUAUUCUGGUGAGCAAACAAUCAGAAUUGGAAAACAAAACAUAGAACUGGGACAAGAAGGAAAGUAUAUGUGUAUGCAGUCCGAUAGAGGUCAGGGAAUCAAAUAUCUAUUUCCUACAAGCAGAUGUGUCAAAAGAACCUGGAUGGAACGAAGGAAAGUUUCCCAUUUCAACAAUAGCUUCAUGCUUAUUUCUGCUAACUUGCCCAUUGGUUGUCGUCCACGAUUCGUGGGGUUCUCUGUUUUACAGAGCGAAGCUACUAGUAGCAUUCAUCUUACGUAUCGUCUUUCUCAAAGUAUUGCGUUACCAAUGGAGUCUAUUCAAGAUCCCAUGCUGUUUGUUCAAAACUCACUCCCAGAAAAGUUCUGCAACAAAAGACAUCUCUUUAGAUUGGAUCCUUAUCCUCGCUGGGGUCGUAACAUUGAAAAGAUCGCUGUUCGUCCAAAUGCCUUGGAAAGUAAUCAACCUUUGCUGGACUGCAGAUUCCAGGGACCUCUUCCUAACAUGUUUUCCUUUUCCGGAAAGCUUCGCGUUAAUGUUAUUAAUGGUGGAAUAAAAAAUUCAAGGUGUCCUGGAAGAAUCAACAUCUGCUCAAGUCCGACUCAAAUCCAUCUUCAGUAUGAUGUGACGUGCAGGAAGAAGGAUGCAAGCUAUGGCUGCCUUGGGAAGGUAUGGAAUACCAAACAGAAACGGGGACAAGAUCAUUAUUUGCUGCAAGACUUGCAUACACACCAGAUUUAUUGCGCUCGAUCGUCGGAAAGUGGGUUUGAAAUAGUACGAGCAGCGUCUAUGCAGUGUUAUGAAUUUUACUGGGGACUAGCGGCCUUUCAACAACAGUUUCAUGAAAAAAUCGAUAUUCUUACUGAAGGUUUUAUGGAAUGUCCUACAGGAAGCCCUGGUGGCGCGACUGAUGCGACAGGUGCUGUCUUAGAAGGGGAUGUUACAGACCCUAACAACACACUUGUUCCCCUUAAAAAUAACACCAAAAUCAAGGCAGUCAGUACCUCACCAAAUUCAAUAUAUAGAGCAAAUAUUCUAAGUUUAAUAAUUACCAUCUGGAUUUGGUUGGAGUAUCUAUUACUUUAAUUUUCUCGACAUUUGCUUGCAUAGCGAAGCCAUGUUAUUAUUGAAACAAAAAAAUUAGACUAAGGCCCUGGAUAAACGAGGAAACAUGUCUCCAGGAACAUGUUUUCUUAAAUGUUUUUAAAGGUGGCAAAACUGUCAGGGAACAUCGGGAAACAUGUUUACUCAAUAUCGGUUAGCGCAUGCGCACUUCCAAGAUGAACCUAGCGUCGCUAAGUAACGAACUUUUAGAAUGUUGACUUUCGUGGCUAAACGAGGAAACAUUGGGAAACAUUGUUUCCAUGCGUCUUGGAAACAUGAAAUGUUUCUGCCGCACAGCAUGCAACACUAAUGUAUAAGACGAUGCAUAAGCGCGUGCCAACGUACAUCCAAAAUCUCUUUGAGCUGAAAAAACUUAAUUACAACUUAUGUAAUCAAAAAAAUACUUUUCAGUUCCUAAGCCACAUACUGAGUAUCUUAAGAAUUCUUUUUUUUAUAGUGGUUCUUCACUGUGGAAUAGCCUUCCGCAAUCUGUGAGAGAGGCAAAAACAUUGAAAAUGUGUUUUCUUAAUGUAAAGACUCCCACGGCCUACAUGUAAAGAGGUAUCUAAAGCAUGUAUACUAUAUAUCUGUAUUUAGUUAGCAUUUAUAUUAUAUAUUUUUAGCUGUAAUUGACUGAUGUAUUUUACCGUGGUUAAAUAAAGAUUCAGAUUCAGAA
Molecule: messenger RNA, 4933 nt
Organism: Actinia tenebrosa (Australian red waratah sea anemone)
Lineage: Eukaryota; Metazoa; Cnidaria; Anthozoa; Actiniaria; Actiniidae
Source: RefSeq, a predicted model, not a curated record